This is a messenger RNA of Saprolegnia parasitica CBS 223.65, 1869 nucleotides long. RefSeq lists its product as hypothetical. Gene Ontology annotation, molecular function: protein binding; ATP-dependent chromatin remodeler activity; ATP binding. NCBI's taxonomy places the organism in Eukaryota, Oomycota, Saprolegniomycetes, Saprolegniales, Saprolegniaceae. The record is from RefSeq and is a predicted model, not a curated record. Bases 1 to 1869 code for a protein of 622 amino acids. The transcript has 5 exons.
AUGGGCAGACGCAGUCCGUCGAGCCAGCGCCAGGUGCGUCUCCGGCGCACCGACCUGCGCAGUCUCGACGCCCACUUUUGGCCCGGCUUUGAGCGCUACUGCCUCACGCAGACGCUCUGGAAGGCGCUCCUUGCCUUUGUGGAGGAGCACGACCUCCUGCUGGACGCCGCCAUCGCGCCGUCGGUCGGCGGCGCCUGCGUCACGCUCUCGCUGCAUUUUGCAUCGGCGCUGCCUUCGCACGCCAAGUGGAUCAAAGGCUACUCGUACGUUCUGCAGCAUUUCGAGUCGGCGCUGCGGCAGCCGGUACGCGACGUCCCGGCGGCGUUUGCAAAGGCGCUGACGACCGAGUGCCACGUCCUUGGCUGCCUCCUCCACGACGACCAAGACGGCGGGCCCGAUCAGUAUACGCUCGCCACGCUUUUUACGAGCUUGGAGGCGCCGCUCGAAGCCAAGCGGCUUGCGAUCCGAGACGGUAGUGCGUACGCAGCCCGCUGCGCGUCUGGGAGCGCACCACUGCUCACGGACCUGCCCUUCAACAUCAUGUGGAGCAUCCUGCGUCUUCUCAAUGCGCAAGAGCUCGCAAUGAUCGCGAUGGUGUGCACGACGCUGCAGCAUCUGACGUACGACACCGUGCCCCGCCUCCGGCUGCACCUGUACCCGCACCAAAAGAAAGCGCUCAAGUGGAUGCUCUACCGAGAAUGCUCCGCCCGGGCCCUUCCGCACCCGUACCUCGUCGGUGGCGUGAUCGACCCAGUUUUGCACCGCGUGCAUGCGUCGCCGCUGCCGGCCAUCGACAUGCGCGGCGGCUUCCUCUGUGACGAACCCGGCCUUGGCAAGACGAUCACGAUGAUUGCACUUUUGCUGCGUACGCAGGGCGCCCGGUCCUCCGUUGCCUCUGUGCCUGCGUUGGCCCCCGACCGCGGCUACGGUCUUCGCUCGAGCCAGCCUGCAUCCUCGUCGUCAUCCUCGCCGCGUCGAAUCGCCUCGGUCACGACACUAGUCAUUGUGCCCGACACGCUUGUCGCCCAUUGGAGCCACCAGCUGUUUACGCACACGACCAACUUAAGCGUCUACGUGGACGACCAGCGCGACUUGCCACGCGCCGAGGUUCUCACUACGUACGACGUGGUUGUGACGACCUUUGGCCGCAUUAGCACCCACUGGCAGACGCAGCGACCGCUCGCAACUCGUGCGCCGUCUCGGCUCGGGUUUGAGGGCCAAUCUGCGUACAUCGAUGGCACGCUUUCGCGCGGCCUCUCGCCCUUGCUGCAAGUUCACUGGGUGCGCAUCAUCGUCGACGAAGGCCAUAAGCUCGGCGGCCUCAGCAUCACGAACGCGAUGCAGAUGCUGUGUGCGCUCUCAAGCGACAAGCGCUGGAUCAUGACCGGGACGCCGACGCGGCAUGUGGCGCAAACCGACGGGCUCCGGCACCUCCAUGGGCUUUUGCGCUUUCUGCAGGAUCGACCGUACGGCGCGAACGAUGAAAAACCGUGGCUGCAGGCGAUCGCCAAGCCCUUUGAGCGCCGCGCUCGUGUCGGGUACCUCCGACUGCGCCACCUUCUCAACCGCAUCAUGCUCCGGCACGUCAAGAGCGACGUGACGAGCAUUCCAGAGCCAUGGCGCACCCGCGUGAUUGUACCGCCGUCGGACCUCGAGUACCGCAUCUACAAUGGCGUCGUUGGCGUCAUCCGCGGGAACCUUGUGGUGACGAAGUGGGAUCCGUUGACGCCCGGUCCGAUGCACAAGGACAGUUUGCUGAACCCUGAAAAUCGGCGGGACGCGCUCACGGCGCUGGCCAACCUGCGCCUCGCGUCCAGCGGCGGCGGACAAAUGGCCGUGCAUCUCUCGACCGACGCCAAGCGCGUGUGA